UUUCAACUGACUGACUCAACUUCUUGAAGACAGCUUCUCAAAGCGGCCCUCAACAACGCGCCGCAGCCUAAUUCACCCACCAUUAUGGCUCCGACGGGCACCAGUUCGACCGGGGAUCUCACCUCGGAGAUCCUCCAGGCAUUGUCCAAAUCCGACCAGAUCUUGUCCACUGAGGCCUUCGCGCAGGUCCCCUUCGACUCGGUGAAGGCUGCCUUGGAUCGCCUUUCUGCGCGGUCCAUGGUCACGUACGAACAGAUCGAGCGCGAUGAGGCACUUCUAGAGCCGGAGGCGGAGAAUAUCGUCAGCCAUGGUAGCCACGAGGCCCGUGUCUUCGAGGCGGUGCGCAAGGCAAUGGGCGGCCUGUCAAUUCAGGAGCUCGAAACCGAAAUCGGCGACAAAACCGUCACGAAACUCGGCCAGGGCAAGGCUUUCAAGGAGAAGUGGAUCAAGAAGGAUGGCAGCAAGAUCGUUGCCCUGGUUGAUUCGAUCCACGACGUCACCCGAGAUCAGCUUCGCAUGAUCCAAGAAAACAAAACACGCGACGGCAAGAUUCUGGCGGAUCUGAGGAAGCGCAAGCUCCUCAAGUUUCAAAAAGUCAUCUCCUUCAAAAUAAGCAAGGGACCCAAGUAUGCGCUAGAGAUUGUGAAGGAAGAGACGGAUCUGACGGCCGAGAUGUUGGCGUCCGGUUCAUGGAAGUCGGCAACGUUCAAGCCGUACAACUUCAACGCCUUGGGCGCCGACCAGCACGCCGGAUCUCUACAUCCCCUUGGGAAGGUGCGGCAGGAAUUCCGACAAAUCUUCUUCGAGAUGGGCUUCACAGAGAUGCCCAGCACUCAGUAUGUCGAGUCCGGAUUCUGGAACUUUGAUGCACUCUAUGUACCUCAGCAACAUCCGGCGCGGGAUUUGCAAGACACCUUCUACAUCUCAGACCCGAAGACGGCCGGUAGGCCAUGCCCGGUAUCCCCAGACGACAAGCAGGACUACAACGAGUAUUUCGAAAACGUAAGGCAAGUCCACGAAAACGGAAAGUAUGGGUCGAUCGGCUACAGAUACCCCUGGUCGGAGGACGAGUCACUAAGACUUGUAUUGCGGACACACACAACUGCCGUCUCAGCUGCCAUGCUCUACAAACUGGCAGCAUUGGAGGGCCCUGGUGGCCGCUGCCCGCCGGCUCGAUACUUCUCCAUUGACCGAGUCUUCAGGAAUGAAAGUGUGGACGCAACCCAUCUUUGCGAGUUCCACCAGGUGGAAGGUGUGAUUGCCGAUUACGGUUUGACCUUGGGAGGUCUUAUGGAAUUUAUGGAGACUUUUUUCGCUAAGAUGAGCAUUACGGACCUCAAAUUCAAGCCAGCCUACAACCCCUACACCGAACCGAGCAUGGAGAUCUUCAGCUACCAUAAGGGGUUGAACAAGCUUAUUGAGAUCGGGAACAGCGGCAUGUUCCGGCCGGAGAUGCUGGAGACCAUGGGUCUGCCAAAGGAUUUGAGGGUAUAUGGUUUCGGCCUUAGCCUGGAGAGGCCGACCAUGAUCAAGUACGGCAUCUCCAACAUCCGCGAGCUGCUCGGCCACCAGGUGGAUAUCAACUUCAUUAAGAAGAACCCGGCGGUACGGCUAGACAAGAACUAGGUUAGACGGCGGGCGAGGCAAAGAGCGGCCGCUUGACGACGACGUAUGGGUGAAAAAAAGAGCUGUCUUGGGAUACUUUUCCUGAACAACUAGGGUCUGAGCGCGUCUAAGUGCUGCGUAAUGUAUCGAAAAUCCCCAGAGCAGGAGUGUCUUUGAAGAUAUCAGGCGCAAAAUAUAAACCAGCUUUUGCCAAUGCUAAAAUUUUGUACCCUCAUCCGCAGCCAGUUGGGCCACUUCGCCGGUCGUCAAUAACAGUGGGGAGGUGGUUAAGGCGGCAGGGCCGAGUUUAACGCUACCAUAAUGAGUGACGGGAAUAAAUAUCCAGCUCAUCUCUUAG
Phialemonium atrogriseum is the source of this 1963-nucleotide messenger RNA. RefSeq names its product phenylalanyl-tRNA synthetase. Gene Ontology annotation, cellular component: phenylalanine-tRNA ligase complex; cytosol; cytoplasm. Lineage: Eukaryota; Fungi; Ascomycota; Sordariomycetes; Cephalothecales; Cephalothecaceae. The record is from RefSeq and is a predicted model, not a curated record. The transcript is spliced from 10 exons. Gene Ontology annotation, biological process: phenylalanyl-tRNA aminoacylation. Gene Ontology annotation, molecular function: ATP binding; phenylalanine-tRNA ligase activity; tRNA binding. Bases 85 to 1626 code for a protein of 513 amino acids.